AUGGUUCGGACUAUCGAGCUGUAUAAUGAUGAAUUUUACGUCCGUAUGGACAGGGCUACCGGGGCUGUUUUGGAGAUCACUGAUCCUCGCGCCAAAAUCCCGAUGAACUGGAUCAGCUCUCCGGCCAACGCCCCGUGGCAGCCUCUGGGUAGUCGCUGGGGACUAGGAUUCGCAGACCUCGGCGCCAAUCUUCUCCAUCGUCUUUUUUGGAACAGCCCUCAGAUUGAUCCCUCGAGCAGCCGUGAUAUCAUGGCCGUAACUUAUCACGCUGGGCCAUUGGAACUCAUUGUCCACCGACAUCUCGACGGACGGAAGCGGUGCUUAACUGAGUCUUACGAGUUCCGGAAUCGAGGUACUUAUCCGCUCAAUCUUUCCUCACGAGGAGAAACCUCAUUUGCAAUAUACACACCCUUCAACGACCACUAUACCAAUACUACCGAUGCACUUCAUUCCCGUACACAUGCUCACAUUUGGGCCAACGGCGGAAGCUCAGCAUGGGUCAAACUCAGUCAGAUGGGGGGGCGCGGACGGAAUCUUGGUCUUGUACUUACGAAGGGAUCGCUGUCUGGCUACAGCAUCGAGUCUCGGGAUGAAAUAACUCAUUCCAACACUCGAGGGGUGUUCUUGCUUCAUCCUUCUGUCCCAGUUCUCGAGCCUGGUCAGUCAAACACUAUCGAGUGGACCUUGUUCUGGCACAGUGAUUGGGAGGACUUCUUCGCUCAGUGCGCCCGUCGAUCGGGCCAGUUCAUUUAUUUCGACAUUCCAAGGCAUACGCUCGUUUCUGGUGACGCCGUCAAGAUCCGGAUGCGAGGCAGUGCUACUGCUAUCAACUCUACGACGACGGUAAACGGCCAGAGUGUGGAACAGGAAGGUUCGACAUUCACUUUUAUUCAUCAUGCCGGAGACAUGGGUCAGAAGACUCUCUGCAUUGCUACCGGCCAGGAUGGUGAAAAGAAUGAGUCAUAUGUGUUUCUCAACACUGUUCCACGAUGUGACGACCUCAUCGAGAGUCGAAUCAAGUUCAUUGUGGAGAAACAGCAAGUCAAGGAUGUUGAUGAUCUUCUUUACGGUGCCUACGUCGUUUAUGACAACCAAGCCGAAGCAUCGCCUUUUUACGAGACGCACCAGGACCGCAAUGCUGGACGCGAACGUGUUGGUAUGGGCGUCCUCAUUGGUCGCUGGCUGAAGAAGAAGCCAGAUGGCAAGCUGAGGGACUCUUUCACAGCCUACUAUUCAUUUGUGUGCACAAAGCUUCAAGCGGAGAACGGAUUUGUCUUCGACGCCCCAAAUGGAACUGGUACCUACAUCAACAAGCGCCUCUACAACUGGCCGUGGGUCCUGCAGCUUCAUCUUGUCGCCGCGGCCAUCGGAAUCCCGGCUCUAUAUGACAAGUCCCCUAUUACCAGAUUCAUGGAAACACUAGAGAAUUUCUAUGAAGAAGGUGGCGCAUCACUCUAUGCCAUCGGCUUGCCAAUUCUUGAGAGCCUCCGAAUGCUCCAAGCAUUGGGUAUGGAGGUAGCUUAUCAGCGGGCUAAAAGCCUUUACAUCUCCCACGGCCAGAACAUUGUGAAACGAGGAACGGACUAUCCCCCAUUCGAAGUCAAUUUUGAGCAGUCCAUCGUAGCACCAGCAGCAAUUAUACUCCUUGAGCUCUAUAGGGCGACAGGUGAUAAGACAUGGCUUGCAGCUGCCGGGUUGCAAAUGGAGGUUCUCCUCCGCUUUGCCGGAAAGCAGCCAGACUAUCGAGUCCACGACGUCGCCAUUCGUCAUUGGGACGGUCACUGGUUCGGGAAAGACCGUACAUGGGGAGACACAUUUCCACACUAUUGGAGUACGCUGAACGCCAUCGCUCUACAUCACUUCAGCAUUUCAACUGGAGACCUCUCCUAUGGGAAGCAAUCUGAUGGUGUUCUUCAAGCCAACCUGUCCCUUUUCACACCUGAAGGCAGAGCGUCUUGUGCAUGGAUUUACCCUCGGUCCGUGAACGGUCGACUAGCUCAUUACAAAGACCCUUAUGCCAAUGACCAAGAUUGGGCAUUGGCGCAUCUUUUGCAGAUCGAAGAUGACACUUUAUGGGUCGAGCAACAUGACACACGCCUGAUAACAUAG
Messenger RNA from Colletotrichum graminicola M1.001, 2109 nucleotides. Its product is annotated as six-hairpin glycosidase. Bases 1 to 2109 code for a protein of 702 amino acids. The record is from RefSeq and is a predicted model, not a curated record. Lineage: Eukaryota; Fungi; Ascomycota; Sordariomycetes; Glomerellales; Glomerellaceae. The transcript has a single exon.